This is a messenger RNA of Angiostrongylus costaricensis, 2205 nucleotides long. The record is from the annotation of a GenBank genome assembly. Lineage: Eukaryota; Metazoa; Nematoda; Chromadorea; Rhabditida; Metastrongylidae.
AUGACUAGAUCGGAGAAGUCUCGACGAUAUGCUCGUGCACGACGUAGAAGCAGCAGUAGUAGCGAUUCUUGCGAGAUCCGUCGCAAGAAUGCGAUAUCGUCGACCACCACUUUGCUUAGUAAACACUUCACUAAGGAGCAGGAGAUGGUGGAGAUUCGUGAAAUGAAUUUGCUCAUCUCUAUGAAUCCCGUGGCGAGUUAUUGCUUGUUCUUUGGGUGCAAUAACCCAGAAAACUUGCUAAUGAAGAGUGAUGUACUUGAUGUGUUCGCUGUCGAGAGGAGCGGCAUUGAGGCUAUGAUUGUAGUCAUGUAUGACUCAGAGAAAGGUGAAUUAAGUGAAGAGAAUACGUGGAAGAAGCGUCAGAAAUGUGUGGGAAUGCGUAGGAAGGAAGUGGAUGAUAGUGUAACAGAUCUGGCCGGUCACACGUGGGCUAAUGUGAACGGCGGAUUAUUUUGCUACUUUACUGUUCUGAUUGAAAGUUCCGACGAGGUGAAGCGGAUGAAAAAGUUUCAUGACAUCCAAAUAAUGAGAAAUUUAGAAGCGGAGAAAUUUUGUCAUGUUGGCAAAGAUAUCCCUUUGAUGAUGUACGAUCGCAUUACUGAUUCGGAGGCAGCUUACUCUUUCAAGAUGCGGCCGAUUGGAAUAAGAUGGAGAGAUGAAGCGACCCUAGCUCGUAUAGCCUACAACUACACGCAGCGCAUGGAAAUGAGAGAGAUUACAAUAAUGCCAUUAAUGACAGAAAGACAGCGUACCCAUCCCGUCCAUAUUUCUGGACAACUACUACCAACUACCUCUACGUCAUUUUCAGCACAGAAUCAUGAUGAUCCUUCAUUAGAGGACAUUGAGCUAAUUGACGUUCUUUGGCGAAGUGAUAUCGCAGCUGAAAAAGGUGCUCGACAUGUGGAGCCUGCCGAGCAAUACGAACGCGAUUUGCAGUUACUCACCGAGAAGAGUCUCUAUUCGGAUCUCUCCAAAGUCUACUUUGAAGAUUUUUGCGUCGCACCGCACUUGUUUCGAUCUGGGGUGAAGGGUUAUCCCCAGACCGCUUUACGUUCGGAGUCAUUUCAGUUGGAAGACGGACCUGUCGAAAAGCGCCAGGAAGAUCUCGCUGAACUUCUCGCCGAUGUUUCAAAAGAGGAUGGAGAACUAAAUCGACUGGCUUGUUCUGACCCUCAUUCAUGUGCAUACGAUUUUGAUACGUUACCUGUGCAAUUUCGAGCUUUGCAAUUUUGGAUGUCAAAAACGAUUUUUGGUCAAAUUUUCUUUUAUGGGUUUAAACUCGGUCGUAGUGCAGCAGAGGCUACUCGAAACAUUAGUGUAGUUUGGAGUGAAGGUAAUAUUGGUGAAUCAACAGUGCGAACAUGGUUGCGGAAAUUCCGAUCAGGUGAUUUCGACCUCGAAGUCUCCGAAAUGUCGUUAAUGCAACAACAACAACAAAUCGCGAUAGAUGCGGUAUUAUCUCCAUCAGCACCAACUACUCUCUAUAAUGAAACAUCGGCUCCCAGUUUCUGGAUGCAGCAAGCUGAAGUGGCUCCAAGUGAUAUAUAUCCAAACAACGGUUUCAUGACGUUUCAAAACGAUACGGAAGAACAAGUGAUCUCUACAGGAAGCCAAUAUGACCAUCAGUAUUAUGUCGGUCCUUACCGAGAACAUCGAGAUGAGAACCCAGCAGACCUAUUACAGCCCAUAUUUGAUCCAUAUUACUCAGCGAGGACAGCUUCGUUCAGUAGAUAUUUUGGAAAACUGGCGCCGAGAGGAGUUGAUGAAGUGGUAGCACAUCCGAGCACGUGCGGGUUUAAUAACGACAGUAUCGUUGAUGAUCUUUGCAGUGUGGCAGCAGUACCACGAAAGCGAGGACGUCAAUCCAAAGACGAACAGCUAGCUGCAGCCAAUAGGUUGCCAUUGUCGGCUCGAGAAAUAUCUGAAAUGACAUUGGGAGAGCUACAUAAAGUACUCAAAAAUUUAAAUCUAACCGAACAUCAAAAACAACUGAUACGCAAAAUUCGUAGGAGAGGAAAGAACAAGUUGGCUGCACGCACCUGCCGCGAACGACGCGGUGAACGACAUCGAUGUUUAAACGAAGCUGAGACACAGUGGAAAGAGCUGUGCAUUCUGGCCAUGUACUAUUUUCUUGAUAUUUAUGAGUUCUAUGUGAUGGGAGAUGACACUGCGUUACGUUGCGUAGCGAAGCGGGUUACUGUAUGA